AUGGAAAGUGCUGAUGAGGCUAUUCCGUCAGUAAAAGUUUCUGCGAAGAUCAGUGAGAUAUCCAACACUGAUCUGGUCAACUGUACAUCAUCCAGUAUACGAAAAGGCAUCUGGGAUAUUUUCAAAAAUAUGUUUGGUCAGUCCUCAUUUUCGGGCCUUUCCCAACUCGCUAAGUCACCGACCAAUAGUCGUCGUUGCGCCUGGGUCGUUGUAUUUUUCAUCUGUAUUGGACUUUGCACCUAUCACAGCAUUCGGUUUGUAACGUCAUAUAUGGAGUAUCCUGUAGUGGUUAGCCUGGACGUUGAAAACAACAAGAAGUUAGAGUUCCCUGCCAUUACCGUCUGCAACUUAAACGGGAACUUCACAAUUUCCAAUUCGUUCCUGUAUGGAAACUGUUAUACAUUUAAUGCAGCCUGGUCCAGCACAUCAACACCAAAAACUACAACAUCUGUCGGGGCUAUAAGUGGUUUAACAGUCGAGCUAAACCUACAACGAAAUGAUUAUCUUGAAAAGAUAACACCUAAGCUUGGUGCUCGUGUAGUCAUCCAUUCACCGUUUGCCGCCCCUCAACCGGAGAAUGAGGGUAUAGAUAUCAGCCCUGGGUUGGUGACAUCAGUAACAAUUUCCAAAGUUACAACUGAACGUUUACCUGCGCCAUACAAAGACAAGUGUCGCAACUAUGAAGAACAGUCGGUACUAUAG
Messenger RNA from Limulus polyphemus (Atlantic horseshoe crab), 702 nucleotides. Its product is annotated as amiloride-sensitive sodium channel subunit alpha-like. The record is from RefSeq and is a predicted model, not a curated record. Gene Ontology annotation, biological process: sodium ion transmembrane transport. The transcript is spliced from 4 exons. Gene Ontology annotation, molecular function: ligand-gated sodium channel activity. The coding region runs from base 1 to 702 and encodes 233 amino acids. Gene Ontology annotation, cellular component: membrane. NCBI's taxonomy places the organism in Eukaryota, Metazoa, Arthropoda, Merostomata, Xiphosura, Limulidae.